UGAUAUAUGUCUUGCUCUUGGUAGCAUCGAUCUUAUUUGUGCUGUGGUGGCAACACUGUAGAGUGUAAGAUUUGGAGUGAAGUUUAUUUCACGCCUUUUUCUGUUGGCUGUUGUGGGAAUGGAUAAAAGUACGGAGACGUUUGCGGGCCAUGACGCCUUGUGCGUGGAUGAUCCGAUCCAGUUCGGAGUGAGUGCCGCUCAGAGGCUGUUGAGGGGAAAGCGUGUGGUCAUCAUGGGCUGCAGUGUGCAGAGGGAUCUGUACAAGGAUUUAGUGCUGCUGCUGCAGGAGCAGCGGUACUUGUCCAAAUACGAGAAUAGGGUCAAGGGUUCCAGAACUGUAGUGAACGACACACUGCUCAAAGGGGGUAUUUUGGAGGAGCUUAAGAACGACCCCUCGUACCGAGAAGUGCGGGAGUAUCGCCAGGGAGAGUUCCAUAUCCGCUUCUACUUUAUCACCAGGGCCUACAAUCCAAUCGUCCUGGGGUUUGUGCGCAACAUAUACGCUGAAUUCGACCCAGACAUUUUCCUGUUCAACUCGGCAAUCUGGGAUGUGAACAGAAAUGGGCCUCCUUUUGAUCACUCUGCGUACGAGCAGAAUGUGCGCUACAUCUGCCAAGUGCUGGUGCUUCUCUUCUCGCAGCACUGCAGACUCAUCUGGCUGCACCAGCCCCCAGUCACUCCCAAAUGUGCAACUGGACGAAUAGUGCUGCAGGCCAACCAGGACGUGUUGAAGUCGAAUGUUUUGCGGUGGAUGUACGAGGCUGUCUGCAUUGCAGAGAACAUUACUAAGCAAUACGGAUUCGAAACUAUUGACCUUUACCAUCUCAUGAAGCACAGGUCAAGCUGGAUUGCCAAGGACGGUGUGCACUGGGCCUCUGAAGGCUACAGGUGCAUGUCUCUGCUCGUGUUCCACAAGCUCAGUGCCAUGUACAAUAUUCCACUGCCAGAAGAGAGCGUGCAGUAUGCAUAUCCCUCCGAGCUGAGUCAGGAGGAACUAAACAAGGUGUUUGACGAAGAUGACAACGACAUCAGGUAUCUCUAUGCUUCCAAAGUGGAGUCGUUGACAGUGUUCGGGGAUGGAGACAGUAAAGAUGGUGGCCUGGACGAGGGGGGAGGUGGCAGUGUGAAGCCCUUGAUCCAGCUGCUGGACCAACAUAAUUUCAAAAAAGUAGUGGAGAGAAACGGACUGAAGGAUGCGGUCGUAUGUGAAGAGGAGAUUGACGGAUCAUUCCGCACUGCUGACGAGGUUCAACAAUAUGAAGAAGAGAAGCAACGUCAGAGAGAGGAGCAAGACAACCCGGCAGUGCUUGGCAACCGGGUGCAGCAGCAGCGCCUACGAAACUUCUUCACAUCGAAUCUCUCCAGCUGCCAGAUCAAAGUUACGGUAGCCCCUAAGGCCAGACUAGAAUCAUUUUUUCAGAAGGCAUCCUCUACAAAUGAUUCCACAGCCACCGGCUCUAGUCAAUCUAAUUCUGAUCGGGCGCAAACUAGUGGAGGCGGUGUCUCUUUUAUCCAGGCAGGAUCUCAAAGUGGUAUGAAGCCGAAACGGCCUUCUUUCAUCCAGAGUCCAGAGGAAAUGGAGGAGCAACGAAGGCAUAAGGAGCAGCAGCGACCAUCUGUGAACAGAUCAGAGGACUUUGAGGAGGAUGCGCAGCAAAGUAAACUGACGUUUCUCAACCAAUUCAACUCGCAGUUGACUAGUGAUAGAACUACCUCAAGUGUUGCUGCUGAACAGAGAUUGAAUUUGAAACAGCGUCCUCUGUCUUUCGAAGAAGUCGAUGCGAUUGAAGCUACUGCCACUAAAGUCUGUAAAGUGAACAGACUGCAACAGAUGUUUGGAUGACUCCAAUUUGCAUGGAACGAGAAAAUAUCCCGAGGUUGAACAAUCUCAGCCAAGCGAUGUUGAUGGGACGUGCGAUACAGGACCAUGAACCUAAAAGCGGUGUGUUAGGUCCCCCGUCGAAGCUGCCAUUUUGUUUUAUUCAAAAGAGGUCACAAGCAAAUUGGAGUUCGUAUAAGGAACUUUGAAACAGUAACUCAAAAUAAAAUAUAUUUUCAAUGUAUUUCCUAUUUUGCAACGGAAUU
Symsagittifera roscoffensis is the source of this 2085-nucleotide messenger RNA. RefSeq lists its product as uncharacterized. NCBI's taxonomy places the organism in Eukaryota, Metazoa, Xenacoelomorpha, Acoela, Convolutidae. The transcript is spliced from 5 exons. The coding region runs from base 119 to 1843 and encodes 574 amino acids. The record is from RefSeq and is a predicted model, not a curated record.